AAUUUUCUCGAAAUGCUCACACAAAAAAUCGGCAGACUAAUGGCUUGUACAGUAACCCGACAGGCUCAUCGGAUGCUCACCGAGCAAGAGAUUAAAGUGACGAAUAAGGCAGCGAGCAGGCUUAAAGAAGUCGUUGAUAACGGAGAACGCCUACGACUUGAGGUGGAUGGAGGUGGAUGCUCGGGAUUUGAGUAUAAAAUUCGAUUGGACAAAAAAAUUAACAACGACGAUUUAUUAUGGAAAUCAUCAGAGAAUGGAGCUGAAAUUGUGGUGGAUGAGCUCUCCCUUGGCUUUCUCAAAGGCGCCACCGUGGAUUUCGUGGAAGAUUUAAUGAAAUCUUCAUUUCGAAUUGUCAAUAAUCCGAUUGCCGAAAAAGGAUGCUCUUGUGGAUCAAGUUUUGCGCCGAAAAUGGAUUAAAUUUUCCCUUUGUCCCUGUAUUUUUUCUGUAAUUAUUAAUUUUAUCUUUAGGAAUUUUUUUCUAGUUAUUAUUUAGUGAUUUUGUAGUAGUAGACAAUUUUUUGAGAUCGUUGUUUGAGUCGGGUUAAAUUCGUAAAUUAUUAAUAAGAUUUUCAGAUAUU
Messenger RNA from Caenorhabditis elegans, 578 nucleotides. RefSeq names its product Core domain-containing protein (gene Y54G11A.9). Gene Ontology annotation, molecular function: iron-sulfur cluster binding. The coding region runs from base 13 to 417 and encodes 134 amino acids. The transcript is spliced from 3 exons. Gene Ontology annotation, biological process: iron-sulfur cluster assembly. The record is from RefSeq and is marked reviewed. Lineage: Eukaryota; Metazoa; Nematoda; Chromadorea; Rhabditida; Rhabditidae.